This is a messenger RNA of Echinops telfairi (small Madagascar hedgehog), 2809 nucleotides long. It is a transcript of the gene BRAF, whose product is annotated as B-Raf proto-oncogene, serine/threonine kinase. Bases 13 to 2280 code for a protein of 755 amino acids. The record is from RefSeq and is a predicted model, not a curated record. Gene Ontology annotation, biological process: signal transduction; protein phosphorylation. NCBI's taxonomy places the organism in Eukaryota, Metazoa, Chordata, Mammalia, Afrosoricida, Tenrecidae. The transcript has 19 exons. Gene Ontology annotation, cellular component: cytosol; mitochondrion; plasma membrane. Gene Ontology annotation, molecular function: protein kinase activity; ATP binding.
AACAUCAAGCAGAUGAUCAAGCUGACCCAGGAGCACAUCGAGGCCCUCUUGGACAAGUUUGGGGGGGAGCACAACCCGCCCUCAAUAUACCUGGAGGCCUACGAAGAAUACACCAGCAAGCUGGAUGCCCUCCAGCAAAGAGAGCAGCAGUUACUGGAAUCCCUGGGGAAUGGCGUGGAUGUUUCUGUCUCUAGCUCGGCAUCAGCGGACACUGUUACAUCUUCUUCCUCUUCCAGCCUUUCAGUGCCACCCUCAUCUCUGCCUGCUUUUCAAAGUCCCACAGAUGUGUCACGGAGCAACCCUAAGUCACCCCAGAAACCUAUUGUCAGAGUCUUCCUGCCCAACAAGCAGAGAACAGUGGUCCCUGCGAGGUGUGGCGUGACUGUCCGAGACAGCCUGAAGAAGGCCCUGAUGAUGCGGGGCCUGAUCCCAGAGUGCUGUGCGGUGUACAGGAUGCAGGACGGGGAGAAGAAGCCCAUCGGCUGGGACACGGACAUUUCCUGGCUCACUGGCGAGGAGCUGCACGUAGAGGUCUUGGAGAACGUGCCACUGACAACACACAACUUUGUACGGAAAACUUUUUUUACCUUAGCAUUUUGUGACUUUUGUCGAAAGCUGCUGUUCCAGGGUUUCCGCUGUCAGACGUGCGGAUACAAGUUCCACCAGCGCUGUAGCACAGAGGUGCCUCUGAUGUGCGUCAACUACGACCAGCUGGAUUUGCUGUUUGUCUCCAAGUUCUUUGAACACCACCCCAUCCCGCAGGAGGAGGCCUCCUCGGCAGAGACCACCCUUGGGCCCAGACCAUCCCCUCCUGCACCCCCCUCAGACUCUCCCGGGCCCCCAAUUCUCACCAGCCCGUCUCCUUCAAAAUCCAUUCCAAUUCCACAGCCCUUCCGACCAGCGGACGAAGACCAUCGAAAUCAGUUUGGGCAGCGAGACCGCUCCUCCUCGGCCCCCAACGUGCACAUCAACACCAUAGAACCUGUCAAUAUCGAUGACUUGAUCAGAGACCAGGGCUUUCGUGGUGAUGGAGCCCCUUUGAACCAGCUGGCGCGCUGUCUUCGGAAAUGCCAGUCCCGGACUCCCAGCCCCCUCCUCCAUUCUGUCCCCAGUGAGCUAGUGUUUGAUUUUGAGCCUGGCCCCGUGUGCAGAGGGUCCACCACUGGCUUGUCGGCCACCCCGCCUGCAUCCUUACCCGGCUCCCUCACAAGCGUGAAAGCCUUACAGAAGUCUCCAGGGCCACCUCGGGAGCGGAAGUCCUCGUCGUCCUCAGAAGACAGGAAUCGCAUGAAAACCCUAGGAAGACGGGACUCAAGUGACGACUGGGAGAUCCCCGAUGGGCAGAUCACCGUGGGACAGAGGAUCGGGUCGGGGUCCUUUGGAACCGUCUACAAGGGCAAGUGGCACGGUGACGUGGCGGUGAAGAUGCUGAAUGUGACAGCACCCACACCUCAGCAGUUACAAGCCUUCAAAAACGAAGUAGGAGUACUCAGGAAAACACGACACGUGAACAUUCUCCUCUUCAUGGGCUACUCGACCAAGCCGCAGCUGGCGAUCGUCACCCAGUGGUGUGAGGGCUCCAGCCUGUACCACCACCUGCACAUCAUCGAGACCAAGUUCGAGAUGAUCAAGCUCAUCGACAUCGCACGGCAGACUGCACAGGGCAUGGAUUACUUACACGCCAAGUCCAUCAUCCACAGAGACCUCAAGAGUAAUAACAUCUUUCUUCAUGAAGACCUCACGGUGAAGAUAGGCGACUUCGGUCUGGCCACCGUGAAGUCCCGCUGGAGCGGGUCCCACCAGUUUGAGCAGCUCUCAGGAUCCAUCUUGUGGAUGGCUCCGGAAGUGAUCCGCAUGCAGGAUAAGAACCCCUACAGUUUCCAGUCCGACGUGUAUGCCUUUGGGAUUGUUCUGUACGAACUCAUGACGGGCCAGCUGCCGUACUCCAACAUCAACAACAGGGACCAGAUCAUCUUCAUGGUGGGCCGGGGGUACCUGUCCCCGGAUCUCAGCAAGGUCCGCAGUAACUGCCCCAAAGCCAUGAAGAGACUGACGGCUGAGUGCCUGAAGAAGAAACGCGACGAGAGGCCACUCUUUCCCCAGAUCCUCGCCUCCAUCGAGUUGCUGGCCCGCUCGUUGCCAAAAAUUCACCGCAGUGCAUCCGAACCCUCCUUGAACCGGGCCGGCUUCCAGACAGAGGAUUUCAGUCUGUACGCUUGUGCCUCUCCGAAAACGCCCAUCCAAGCGGGGGGAUAUGGAGAAUUUGCAGCCUUCAAGUAGCCACCCCGCCAUGGCAGCACCUACUCUUAUUUCCUAAGUCUUGUGUCCGUACGUUUGUUAACAUCAAAACAACGUUCUGUUCCUCAAAUCUUUUUUAAAGAUUAAAAAAAAUUUUUUUCGAUGCAUAAACUAGUGUGGAACAGAAUGGAGUUUCCCAUCCAACAAAAGAGGGAAGAAUGUUUUAGGAACUAGAAUUUCUUCUUCAACACAAACACCACGUGCACACCGUCUGCCCACACUCCCGGGAAGGAGGCGGAGAGACCCUGCCUUCUGGCCACUCGAUGGUCAGGCAUGAAGGAAGGAAGGACGGAACCGCUCCUGCCGCCGCCGUGUAGGAGAGUUGCUCUGCAGAGGCUGCCGUCCACCUGCCCCGGCUGUCUGAGGGCACCGUGCCCUGUCCUGUGCUGCGAGUGUGCGGGCGUCUUUCUGAGGGCUGCAACAGCAGGCCGCAUGCCCUUUCCCCAGGGCAGGGCCUCUCUGGGAGGGGCUUCUGAGUGGACGCUUGUGUGAAGGAAGCCGUUUGGCUGGG